AUCCUGGGGCGGGGGGAGCUCUCACUGUGAGGGGGCUGCUCUGGCAGGGCAGCAGCAGGGGAGCAAAGGUCACAUCAGUGGUGCUCUCACUCCCGCCAGACGUGAUGCCCAUGCUGGACCCUAGCCAGCUCGUCAUCCGUGAGAUGCAGGAAGAUGAGGAGCAGAUGGUUCUGGAGCUGCUAAAGGAUGGGUUCAAGGACACGGAGAACCGGCUGAUCCUGUAUGUCCUGACACGGCCCCUGGCGCUGCUGCUCCUGGCCGUGGUGAGCAGCGGCCUCCGCUUCCUGCUCAACUCCUUUGUAGCGGCGCUGCUGGGGCCCGUGCUCCUCACCAUCCUGGCCCUCAAGCUGCUGCUGCGGCGCUCGCCAGACCUCGGCUGCCUGGGCGCGUACUACCGCUCGGGGCAGCGUGGGCUCUGGGUGGCGGUGUAUGACGGCGACGACGUGUGCGGCUGCGUGGCGCUGCAGCCCUGCCCGCAGGGGGUGACCCGUACAGCUGAGCUGAGGCGCUUGGCUGUCAGCCGCUGGUACCGGCGCUCCGGCGUGGGGCGCCGCCUGCUGGCCUUCCUGGAGGCCCAGGCCCGGGCCCAGGGCUACGAGCGCGUGGUGCUCUACGCUGCUGUGGUCACCAAGGCUGCCAUCGGACUCUUUGAGAGCAGCGGCUACCGCCCCACCGGCGGGCACAGCUGGCUGGGCUAUACCAUCCUGCAGGAAUUCAGCAAGGAGCUCUAGCACCCCCUGCUCUCCUUCUGCGGGGUCGGGGCAGUGGCUUGUAGGGAGCAAUUCUGGCCAAGGGCUGGUGGGCCGCAUCCACCCUCAUGCCCAGGAGCCCCUCUGCUCCAUGGACGUGGGAUUUGGGGUGCGGCAGCCCCGGCCUUCGCUCCCAGGAUGGCAGUGCCACCUCUUCCUUGACUGGAAACAGCCUGUUUUGGAUGAGUCCCUUGCCGGAGCUUCAGCUGGAUAAGACUGGCUGGACCUGAUUGUGACUGUUGCGGGGGGGCGGGAAUCACAGACUCUCUGGUGACUGCUCUGGGGAAGGGGAUAUAGGGUGGGCAACCCUGACAUGGAACAGAGCAAAAGGGAACUUGAGCUUGGAGACUGGGGAAGUCCUGCCCCUGGGGUGGCGGUGCAGGCGUUGCCCCAGGGGUGGGGGGUGGAACCCCAGCAUUAGAGCAGGGCUGCAGAGGAGUGUCUCUCCUGUCCCAGAGUGGGCUCUCCCCAGCACCUGCUUGGCUGUGUGAUGGAGUCAUUUGGCCCUGGUUUGCCAUGAGCAAAUUCCUGGGCCUGGCUGAGGAUCGCAUUGCUGUAGCCAGGAGAAUGGGGACUCUGGAGCUUUCAGUUGCCCCUGCGGUCUGGCAGCUCCUGUCCAAGCACCCCAGGCUCACGCUGUCCCACCCGGGGCCAUGGGACCUUGCUACAGUUACGCAGACUACCAGCCGUCGCCGGGUAUAUGUAUGUCCGAGCAUGUGUGUGAAUAAAUCUUGCUAUUGCA
Messenger RNA from Mauremys mutica (yellowpond turtle), 1491 nucleotides. RefSeq names its product N-acetyltransferase 14 (putative) (gene NAT14). The coding region runs from base 105 to 731 and encodes 208 amino acids. The transcript is spliced from 3 exons. NCBI's taxonomy places the organism in Eukaryota, Metazoa, Chordata, Testudines, Geoemydidae. The record is from RefSeq and is a predicted model, not a curated record. Gene Ontology annotation, molecular function: N-acetyltransferase activity.